Messenger RNA from Aspergillus melleus, 1122 nucleotides. RefSeq lists its product as uncharacterized. The coding region runs from base 1 to 1122 and encodes 373 amino acids. The record is from RefSeq and is a predicted model, not a curated record. Lineage: Eukaryota; Fungi; Ascomycota; Eurotiomycetes; Eurotiales; Aspergillaceae. The transcript is spliced from 2 exons.
AUGAUGACGAUCAAACCCCUUUCCCCACCGUCUCGUUCACCUCCGGCCCUCCGGGCCCCCUUUGCACCAGCGGGUGCGGCCAGCGAUGCCGCCUUUUCUGCGACGGGCCGUGCGCGCGGGAUUGCUCAGAUGGCGGGAAAGGACUUCUACGACCCGCAGGACCCUGAUCCCCCGGGCAAACCGGGCUGUCGAGGGCCCGAUUGUGAGAACGGGAAGUGCAGGGGCGGAUUGUGUAUGUACGUUGGCUGCGAGGGCGACGACUGCGACAAGAAAAUCUGCUCCGGGGGCAACUGUCAUCCCGUCGGCUGCAGCGGCGACGACUGCGGCACCAACGGCCACUGCUCCGGAUCCGACUGCAUCGUCGCGGGGCGGCGCGGGGCCUGGCUGCAAUGGUCUCGGCUUCUGCUUUGGUCUCAGCUGCUUCUCGUUUGGCUGCGUCGGGCAGGACUGUGGUUCGAACCACGCCUACUCCGGGCCGAAGUGCCGUAUCGUGACCUGCACGGGGAGAAACUGCCAUGUACCGAGUACGUGGAGCCGUCAAGGCUCAACGCCGGGGGCACAACCACCACCACUUCGACUGCCCGUCGAACAAUCACCGCGUGCGGAGUCGAGGCGACAACGACCACCACCACCUACCCCGAUUCCAACACGAUAACCCAGCAGGAGGGGUACUUCAACGCAAAGUCCACGGGGAGCAAGCUCUGGACGGAGAUACGGUCCAGUCUGACGUCGAAAUUAUCCGCCUGGAACGAAGCAGCCAUGAGCGGCGGCACAAAACCUACCACUACCAGCAUCACAAAGCCUCCCUCGAUGACUACUACCGGCUCGAACCCGCCGAAUCCAGUCGCGGCAGACGGCUGUGCCAUCAUGGACGGCACGCAGGGCGUCUGUUGGAAGAAAUGUGACCCGAAGACCUCGAAACCUGUGAAUGACGAAUAUUUCGAGGGCGAUCCAUGGUGCUGGCUGAAAUCCGGCAAUAUAGGCGCCUUCUGCAACAAGGCGGAUGACUGCCCGUCGGAAUUCGAGUAUCAGCCAAGUGACUGGGAACACGGCGGAUGCGCAGCCCCCAAGCCAGUCUCCGGUGGAGGCGCACUCAUGGACGGCACCCAGGGCGUAUGCUGA